This is a messenger RNA of Manduca sexta (tobacco hornworm), 1265 nucleotides long. Its product is annotated as cyclin-K. Gene Ontology annotation, molecular function: cyclin-dependent protein serine/threonine kinase activator activity. The coding region runs from base 1 to 1206 and encodes 401 amino acids. The record is from RefSeq and is a predicted model, not a curated record. Gene Ontology annotation, cellular component: nucleus; cyclin/CDK positive transcription elongation factor complex. Gene Ontology annotation, biological process: regulation of transcription by RNA polymerase II; positive regulation of DNA-templated transcription, elongation. Lineage: Eukaryota; Metazoa; Arthropoda; Insecta; Lepidoptera; Sphingidae. The transcript is spliced from 4 exons.
AUGCCUUACUGGUACUAUGACAAGAAAGAUCUACAGAACACACCUUCGUACCGCGAAGGUAUACCAAAUGACACGGAAAAUCGGUAUCGGAAGGAGGGCGCCAGGUUCAUUAUCGACACUGGCUCAAAAAUGGACCUAGGUUAUAACACAGUGGCCACAGGAGUUGUUUAUUUUCAUCGGUUCUACAUGUUCCACUCGUUCAGGACAUUCCCAAGGUACAUAACAGCGUGCUGUUGCCUCUUUCUGGCGGGUAAAGUAGAAGAAACUCCAAAGAAAUGUAAAGAUAUUAUAAAAGUAGCGAAAUCUUUGCUCACGGAGCAGAAGUUUGGAACGUUUGGCGACGAUCCGAAGGAAGAAGUGAUGACGCUGGAAAGGAUUCUGCUGCAGACGAUCAAGUUUGAUCUACAAGUGGAGCAUCCAUACGGAUACCUGUUGAAGUACGUCAAGUGCCUGAAGGGAGACAAGGCGAAGCUGCAGAAGAUGGUUCAGAUGGCGUGGACGUUCGUUAAUGAUAGUUUAUGUACCACACUGUGCCUUCAAUGGGAGCCGGAGGUGAUUGCAGUGGCACUUAUGUUCCUAGCCGGGAAGCUCAGCAAGUUUGAAGUGGUGGACUGGAAUGGUAGGCAACCCAAACACAAUGCAUGGUGGGAUAUGUUUGUGGAAGAUAUUACUAUGGAACUGCUAGAGGAUAUCUGUCAUCAGGUUCUAGAUCUUUACUCACCACAGCCACAGAACUCUGGCACUGACUCUCCUCCCCUACCUCCACCAAACAAGGUUCCAAAAAACGAGAAGAAGCCCCCGUCCGUUACACCGCCAGCUUCCGUAUCACCUGUCGCGCCGCCCGUCAGUAAGCCGGUCACGACGCCCAUCAAGAACGGGGCAGACAUCAAAAUCGAACCACCAAAGAUGGAGCCCAUCAGGUACACUUACCCCCCGUACGGGGCGAUCGCGACGUCGUUUCCGGCGCUGUACACGGCGCCGCCACCGACGCUGGCGCCGGGGCUGGCGGGCGCGCUGCCGACGCUGCCGCCGCCGCCGCGGCUGCCGCUGGGCGGGGCGCCGUCGCUGGUGUACUCGGAGCCGCUGCCGGCGCCGCCGCGGUUCACGCCCGUCAACGUGCCGCCGCCCACGUACUUCCCGCCGCUGCCGGGCCGCGGGCCGCCGCCGCCGGGACCGCCGCCCAGACCUUACUACCCGCCGCCAUAGCCGGCCACGCCACAUUGAUAGGUUACUGUAUCAUUUUUUAAUAAAAUAUAUUUGAUAGA